AUGACUCUCCUGCCCUCGCCCCUCGCUCAGUCCACCUUGGGCGAGAAGUGCGCACUCUACUUGGACCACGUUAGCGACCAUCUUCCCGUGUUCUUGCACUCCAUCCGCCCUCGACUGGACCCGUAUCUGACAUACUCGGCCACCACCUUCCGAUCGGUCGCGCAGGCGCUGCCAUUCGACGUUGACGAACAGACUACCGCUUUUGGUGCGGCCUUUCUGAUCGUUGUUUUCACCGUCGUCGCCAUGAGCUGGGGAAACACCUUUAACAACUUCUGGCGCCGCGCACCGAACUACCCUGCCCCACAGGUCCGCGAUGAUGAUUACAGCUACAUCACGCCAGACUCCAUUGUCGACCCUCCCUCUCAGGUUUCGCGCUACGGUACUCAAUAUGAAGCUGGCCCAGCCGAGAAUGAGCCGGAUAUCAUCUGUCUCAAGCACCGUGGCACCAUCUACCCACUUCACUUCCGCGCCUAUGCUAUUGACGACGGUCUCCUGAGGGUGGGGGAUCUACGCCAUACCGCUGCUGCAAAGAUGGGUGCCAACAACCCGAAUCAAAUUCGAUUGCUGUACAAGGGGAAUCUGUUGAAGGAGGAUUCUCGGACAUGCAAAGCCGAAGGGUUGAAGCAACAUUCUCAGGUGCUAUGUGUGGUCUCCGAGGUUGGAUCCAACACACCCAGCGAUCUGUCAGACUAUGAUAGUGGCCCUGCUGAUAUCCCCAUCGUUCGGCCUGGGUCAUCGUCUUCUUUCGUCGACGGGGAUGACGCACCCGGACCCGCAAAACCCCCAAGCAAGAAGAAGGGCAACAAGAAGAAAAAGAAGAAGGGAGGCAAACGCAGCGAAGAGAGACUUGCACCCGAAACGCUAGGAAGUUCACCCUCUCUGGCACCCUCUUUGGCACCCCCGCGACCUACGUCCGCGGGUCGUUCGUCUGCCCCGUCUCCAGCACCUAGCAUGAAGGCGUUGAAGACCCCACUGGAGCAGGUAACUGCGUUGACCGAAUACCUCCAGCGGGAGUUGAUCCCCCUCUGUGACGACUACCUGGCUGAUCCACCGACCGAUCAGAAGAAGCGGGAGUUUGAGUACCGCAAGUUGAGCGAGACAAUCAUGGCGCAGGUGAUGUUGAAGGCCGAUGGUAUCGAACCGAACGGAAACGAGACUGUUCGCAAUGCACGCAAGGCGCUUAUCAGGGAAGCCCAAGACUCAUUGAACCGGCUGGAUCAGGUUGGCAAACCGCAGCCCUAA
Molecule: messenger RNA, 1242 nt
Organism: Penicillium cataractarum
Lineage: Eukaryota; Fungi; Ascomycota; Eurotiomycetes; Eurotiales; Aspergillaceae
Product: BAG family molecular chaperone regulator
Exons: 1
Coding region: 1-1242 (413 amino acids)
Molecular function (GO): protein-folding chaperone binding
Source: RefSeq, a predicted model, not a curated record